Dimorphilus gyrociliatus is the source of this 3474-nucleotide messenger RNA. Lineage: Eukaryota; Metazoa; Annelida; Polychaeta; Dinophilidae. The record is from the annotation of a GenBank genome assembly.
AGUUUUGCGUAAGCACAUACACCCGCAGUCUCAAUAACUAAUAAUGAACGGAGAAAUUGAUGACAAACAGUGUAGUAUUGAUAUACUUACUAACGAUGGUAACUAUUAGUUUCAAAGAGAAAAUCAGACUUGAAUAAGUCUACACUCGGCUGAUUUAUACUUACAUUUAGGGUAAAAGAGCGAUAAUAUGUGAUUUUCAAUACAGAUGAUUAUAAGAAGUUUUUCGAAUCAAAUUUCGAUGCGAAAAUAUAUACUACAAGCAUUAUGCAGGGAAUGUCAAUUGCUAAUCAACUGAAAAAGAUCAGUGACGGUUUAGAUUUAUUAGAUAAAGAAUUACAUAACCAGAUUGUAACACACCACGAAGAUCUUCUAUCCCAAGCAACAGGAGUUGAAACGCUGGAAGGAGUUUUGCAAAUUAUGCAAAAUAGAAUAGAAUCAUUGAUGACUUCUUUAGAAAGAAUAAAGGCACGCGUUACCGAACCUUAUGAGAAAAUUGUAAAAAGAACUAAACAAUUAAAAAGAUUACAGGAGGCAUGCGACCUAUUACGUCGAAUAAUUCGUCUCCUAUAUCUAUCAAAACGCUUAAAAAUUCAAUUGGAAGGCGGAGCUCGAGAAAUAGCAAAAUCUGCGCAGUCUUUAGCCGAAUUAGAUUAUUUAAUGGAGGGUCAAGACCUGAGUGGAAUCGAUAUCAUUGAACAAGAUCGUAGGUUUAUUAGACAGGCAAGAAAGGAGGUUGAAACGCAUGCUCAAUCGAUGCUUGCCCAAGGAAUAGAGAAUAAGAAUCAGAGUUCCGUAUCUACAGCCUUACAAGUGUUCUAUCACUUAGAUAUGCUAAAAACUAUCGUCAAUCAGUCUGUUUUAAAUUGUAUAAAAUGCUUAAAAGAUCAUAUUGGACAAUGUGUCAAUGUUCAACAUUUAAUGUCUAGUAUGAAACAAACAGCUCCAGCUGCCCCAGGAAGAAGUGCUCUACCAACAAACACUGCAGCCUUUCGUGCUGCAUUAUGGACAAAUAUGGAGAAAGUAAUGGAUUCUAUUUACAAUUCUUGCGCCCAAAUGCAGCAUCUUAAUAAAGUUAUAGCUAAAAAGAAAGAUCCUGUUUCUCAUACAAAAUUCUCUGAUAUACUUGAAAAUGACAUUUUGGAUGAGUUUUGGUCUAGUACUUCGUAUUCCCUAACUACAGUCUUUUCAGCAGCUGUUGAAGAAAAUACAUAUGUUAAACAAGCUUUGGAGGGAGAAUAUCCAAAGUUAAUAAGGCUCUUUAAUGAUUUAUGGAGACGAUUAGGACAUUUAUUUGAAGACGAAACGGUUGAAGAUACACAAAGGUACGAAAACCAGUUAAGGAACAGCAUAUCUCUACUGGAGGAAGCCUAUUUAUCGAAAUCUUUAUCACGUUUAUUUGAUGUUGUUAAUAUGGCUUUGAGUUCUGGAAAUUCUAAUCCUCCAUCUAUAAAUGAUAUAGAAGCUAUACUAAAAGUUUUUGUUAGCGAGUUAAAUUUUGCUAAAGUCGAUAGCGAUUUGAUGUACUCAGUGGCUUCAAAUGUAUCUAAGACUUUGAAUCUCUUUGCCGUCAAAUGUGAGCAAAUAUCGUCGACUGACGGCGAAGCUUCUCAAGUUAUAUCUCCACCCACGCAAGGCCAAACUAGAAAUGCCCAAAUAGUCAAUGUACUUUAUAGGUUAUUCGAUGGAGGCUCCAAAAUUAUUGAUUCAUUAGAAAAUGUUGAAGAUAGAGUUGUCAAUAAUCUAAAAUCUAGUUUAAACUCCUUAACGAAUUGCAUGAAACAAACGAUAUGUCCACUAUUCACUUCAAUUUCCGAAGCUCUCGAAGCAAUCAUUGCAACUCUCCAUAAUGAAGACUUUUCAUCUUCGGAUCAUUCUGACGGUUCUAAUUGUUCUUUAUAUAUGAAGGAGUUAGGAGAUUUCAUUCAAAGAGUUGACCAGUCAUAUCUGGUACAGUUUGAUUGUCGUUCAGACUGGCUUGAUGAAGAAUGCGUCCUACCGUUAGCCUCUCGAUGCAUUCAAUUAUUUAUUCGACACGUCUGCCUAACAAGACCAGUUGGUGAAGGAGGUCGUCUUCGUUUGGCUGCUGAUUGCGCUGAGCUUGAAAGAGCUGUUCAACCUUUGUGCAAGCCCUCAUUUCUUGGUUCUACGUAUAAAAGCCUCAGAGCCUUGCGCCCUCUGCUAUUUAUGACUCCUGAAAAUCUCAUUACUGCACCAUCUCUAGGAGAAGCAAUUCCGUACUCUUUCGCUAUUCAUCUCCUAUUGGCCAGGGCUCCAUCAUCAAUACCAAGCCCAUAUAGUCUAAACAAUUGGUCAAUGAACAAAUAUAGUGAUUGGUUAAAUAAACAUUCCGAAAAGGAAAGGCUGGCUCUGUUACAAGUAGCUCUGCAAACAUAUGUCAGCAACGUUCAAAAAAGGGGUGAAAAGGAAUACGACGUCAUAUAUCCAUUCCUGUUUCAACUAUUACAAGACGCUCAAGCCACCUUCUGUUCCAACAAUGGUAGAGAAAAUUCCAUUUUGGCAAAGAUAAAGUUUGAUGCCGUUAAUAGUGAAGGAAUAAAAUUUACCUAUUCCGCUUUAAGUCCUAUUAUCUUUAUUGGGGGGGUACCGAGGUCUGGAACAACCUUAAUGAGAGUAAUACUAGACGCCCAUCCUAAUAUACGAUGCGGUGAAGAAACUCGAAUAAUACCACGUAUAUUAAAUAUAUUUGGACCUUUAAAAACAUUUUCUUUCGAGGAUUUAAAAAAUGUCUAUAACAUCGGAUUAACGGGGAAUAUACUCGAAAGAGCUGUGACAACUUUUAUAUUAGAAAUAAUUGUUAGACACGGCGAACCAUCAGCGAAUCUUUGCAACAAAGAUCCUUUUACUUUAAAAUCUUCAGUUUAUUUAUCAAAUUUAUUUCCAAACUCUAAAUUUAUCCUUAUGGUAAGGGAUGGAAGAGCAGUUGUUCAUUCUUUAAUUAAUAGGUAUAUUACAGUAUCCGGAUUUAAUUUAAGCGAUUAUAGUCAGUGUUUAUCGGCAUGGAAUUCUAUUAUAAAAUCUAUGAUUACGCAAUGUGAAGAUAUUGGAUCUGGUAGAUGUUUAAUAGUUCGUUACGAAAAUUUAAUUCUACAACAGGAAAGUACUUUACGAAAGGUUAUGGAAUUCUUACAAGUGGAAUGGAGUGAAAAUACGCUAAAUCACGAAAAGUUUGUUGGAAAGAAAAGAGGUAUAUCUCUGUCAAAAGUGGAACGUUCAUCGUCACAAGUAAUUCAACCAGUAAAUUUAAACGCUCUUUAUAAUUGGACAAAAGAUUUUCCGAAGGAUUUACAAAAGAGGGGAAAAUUAAUUGCGCCAAUGCUUCAGACAUUAGGUUAUAAACCUGAUCACUUUCCACCGUUUUAUGGAAAACCGAAUGAUAAUGUUAUUGUAAAGACCAGAGAAAUUCAUCUGGAAGCAAAUUACUGGAAAAAACUGGCGGAUUCUUACAUAAAAUGA